AUGCUGUCCAGGCUCCUGGCGCUCCUCAGCCUCACGCAAGUCGUCCGGAGCCACCAGAGUCCCUUCGCGCUUGCAACGGAACCGUCACCGGCAUCGAAGAAUGACUCUUACCUUGGUCAAGAGAUCGAUCUGUCGUGGCCAGAAGGAGGCAUAUGGUCUCUAUGCAGUGGUGCCUCUCAUCAGCUUCCCCUGCCGCUACGCUGGACACGAGCUGACGAGGAUCUGCACAAGGAUCGUGCGUCCAUCAGUGCGUCUGCUGAUGAGCUGCAGUGGUGGCUCACAAGCUACAAUGGAUCCAUCUCCGUGCCUGCCUUGUUCCCAUCGCAGGCACACCUCGAUGUUCUGAGUGCAGGUAUCAUUGCAGAGCCCUCCAUCGGACUCAACGAAGGCACGUCCAGGUGGAUCAUCGAUGACACAUGGAGCUAUACUGCGUCUUUGGAGCCCUUACUGCCUCAUCUUGCAGGCUGGGAUACAUUUCUCCUCUACUUUCAGGGCCUCGAUACAAUUUGCGAUGUCAAGCUGGGUGAUACUCUUCUCGCUCGCACAGACAAUCAGUUCAGGGAGUGGCUCUUCGAUGCAGAAGUCAUCCGCACAGCACUUGCCGCAAAGGUGUCACCCAACAUCACCCUAACCUUUCACCCCGCAACCGCAUACGCUCUAAACGAAUCUCUGCGAGAGCCUCACUAUCCUGACCAGCUCGAGAAUCCGGACGGCCCAGCCUCGAGCGUGUACGAGUACCCCGCCAGGAACUUCGUUAGAAAGACUCAGAGCGACUUUGGCUGGGACUGGGGACCAGCAUAUGCUCCCGUGGGUCCUCAUAAGCCUGCAUAUCUCAUUGGUUUCCGAGAUUCCUCAGAUUCACAGGUAGACUCACGUACUCGUGCGAGCGGCAAGACAUCACAAGUCUUCGUCAGGUCCACCUCGCUAGAGGUGUACAAAACCGGCUCACGCAGCAAUCUGCCGCCAAAUCAAGGGGCAGAUUGGACUCUGAAUGUCACGCUUGAUCUCUACUCCACACUGAGUAUCGACGAAGCCUACUUGGACGUCGAGGUCCUCGAUACGCCUCACAAGGCCAGACUGCGACUGCCCAGCCUCAAGGCCGGCAACAACGACGGCCUCUCGGUUGCCUUCGAGGUUCAAUCUCACGGCGAGGAUGCGCCAGAGCUCUGGUGGCCUGCCAAAUUCGGUAAGCCCAGACUGUACGAUGUACGUUUCACGCUCGCUACGCCGUCCAACAGUAGAGACUUGGCCAUCUGGUCCAAGAAGACCGGCUUCCGGACUGUGGUCCUCAACCAAGAGCCCGUCACCCCCGCAGACGUUGACUCCGGCUGGGCUCCUGGGGCUUACUUCCACGUCGAGAUCAACGGACAGAGAAUCUACGUGCAGGGCUCCAAUCUCAUACCACUCGACACAUUCUAUCCACGGGUCUCCCUCGACAUCAUCUCUUGGCACGUUCGAUCUGCCUUGCUCUCUGGGCAGAACCUCCUCAGAGUCUGGGGUGGAGGUCUCUACCAGUCUGACGCCUUCUACGACCUAUGCGACAAGCUCGGCAUACUCGUCUGGAGCGAAACCAUCUUUGCCGUCUCGAUGUACCCAACGUACGACGAGUUCAUAGACAAUGUGCGAGUCGAGGUGCAGGAGAAUGUGAGGAGAUUGAACCACCAUCCUAGUCAGACGCACUGGGCGGGCAACAACGAGGGCGAGCAGGGGAUGCUGGCCACCAACAGCUCACUUGCAAACGGAACUGUCUACCAGCGUCAGUACGAGUACCUCUUUGAUCAAGUCAUCCGUCAAACAGUCCUAGACAAUUCGCGCGGAAUGAGCUACAUCCCCUCCUCUACUACGCAUGGCUACCUAUCAUUGGAUCCUUACGUCCCUCGCUAUCUCAGCAAGAAGGAAGGCGAGGUGUACGGAGACGGCGAGUACUACGGCUACAGCGUUCCGCACUUCUUCAAUACCUCCACCUACUCCUACGAGACGGAGUACCGUCUGAUCAACGAGUACGGGAUGCACUCAAUGUCUUCCAUUUAUGGACUGCGUCGGGUUCUAGAGAAGGAAGAAGACUAUGCCUUCAACUCCACCGUCGUGCGCGCUCACAACAAGCACUCACCGGCUGGAAGUCUAGAGUAUCCCUUUCCAGCCGACGAUGGGCAGGGUCAGAUGUGGCAAGGAAUCAAGACGUAUCUCCCGGUCCCGAAUGUCACAGACAACGAGUUCGACAUAGAAGAGCAAUCGCUCCUAUCUCACCUCGCCUACCUCACACAGGUCCUCCAGGCAGUCUACAUUUCCACGCAGACCUAUCACUACCGCUAUCGCGCCUCUCUUCCCUCUCGCAAUCUCGGCGACGUCUACUGGCAGCUCAAUGACGUCUGGCCCGGCAGUACUUCCUGGUCUUCAAUGGAGUGGGGUGGCAGGUGGAAACUUCUGCAUUACGCUAUGAGCAGGGCGCAAGGUCGAAUUGCAGCCUAUCCAAUGUGGAAUGCAGAUGAGGAAAGUCUGAGUCUAGUGGUUCUGAGCGAUGUAUUAGGUGUGGAAGGCAAUGUACAGGGUGUGCUGAAGGCAACAUGGUACGACUGGAGUGGGAAGAUGAUCAACAGCACCUCCUAUCCCUGGUCAAGCACCGGCAUAGGAGCUUCAGUGGUCUCGCCAUCUUUGCCUCUUUCCGAAUACCUUCCGGAAGGGGUUGAGCCAAGAGACGCAUGGCUCCACUUGGUCUUGACCGGUUCUGUCAGCGGCAAUAGCACCCUGCUGCACUCCGCCAGAUACCAAAACGAAGAGUUCUGGUCAAUCCCGACCUCACUGCGGGAUGUGCCCUUGCUCGACCCCGGGCUCACCAUGCGGCAUUUGGGAAACGAUCGGUUCAUCGUCUCCAUGGACGAGACCUCUACAGUUGCUCCCUUUGUAUGGUUGGAACAUCCCGAGGGCGUCUUGGGCUACUUUGCGCAGGACAACGACGAGCAAUUGCCGUCUAAUGGCUUCUGGUUGAGAGGAGGGGAGAGCAGGAUCGUCAGAUUCGUCCGGGCGUUCGACGAUGGGAGCACUACUAACGAUGACUUCGUGGUCCGGAGCAUCCGCGGCUGA
Microstroma glucosiphilum is the source of this 3081-nucleotide messenger RNA. Its product is annotated as glycoside hydrolase. The transcript has 2 exons. The record is from RefSeq and is a predicted model, not a curated record. The coding region runs from base 1 to 3081 and encodes 1026 amino acids. Gene Ontology annotation, molecular function: beta-mannosidase activity. NCBI's taxonomy places the organism in Eukaryota, Fungi, Basidiomycota, Exobasidiomycetes, Microstromatales, Microstromataceae. Gene Ontology annotation, biological process: glycoprotein catabolic process.